Molecule: messenger RNA, 869 nt
Organism: Drosophila persimilis
Lineage: Eukaryota; Metazoa; Arthropoda; Insecta; Diptera; Drosophilidae
Product: probable RNA methyltransferase CG11342
Exons: 1
Coding region: 103-810 (235 amino acids)
Biological process (GO): miRNA metabolic process; negative regulation of pre-miRNA processing
Cellular component (GO): cytoplasm
Molecular function (GO): RNA methyltransferase activity; O-methyltransferase activity
Source: RefSeq, a predicted model, not a curated record
GAACGAUAAAUCCGCGGUUACACUGAUUGUGACGUAGACGUUGGCCCACAGGGCGCCCGCAAACAACAGAAAUAUAAACAGCAACAUCUCCCUAUAACUAACAUGGAAAUCCGCAACGAUGAUCCUGGGGCCGUGCAAUAUGGAAACUUCAUGAAUUACUAUCAAUUCAAUUCGGCCUCGGAGAGGGUGAAGCUGCUGCCGGACAAGGAUAUCUGGCUGCCUGCUGUCCUAGAGGAUGAGAAGCGGCCCUAUCUCGUUCUGGAUGUCGGCUGUAACUGUGGCGUCUUCACCCAAAUGCUGCACAGCUACCUGGAGGAACGCCUGCAGCGCUCCGUGCAGAUUCUUGGCGUGGACAUUGACGAGCGACUUAUCCAGCGCGCCAAGGAGGAGAACACCUGUCCCGAGAAGAUCACAUACGAGUGCGUAGAUGUGAUGAACGGAUCGGACUUUGAGACAGUGCUAAGCUACUUGCACGGCCAGGAGCGGCAGAAGUUCGAUGCCAUCUGCUGCUACUCCAUCACCAUGUGGAUCCACCUCAAUCAUCAUGACGAAGGCCUUAAACUGUUCCUGCGGAGUCUGACGCAUUUGUCAGAGCUACUCGUGGUGGAGCCACAGCCCUGGAAAUGUUAUCAAAGGGCGGAGAAGAGACUCAAAAAAGCGGGCGAGGUGUUUCCGCUCUUCCUGGAGCUAAAAUGGCGCUCGGACGUGGAGAAGCAGAUAGAUAUCUACCUGGAGCAGACUCUGGACCGGCGAAAGAUGUUUGAGUCGACCCCCACAAAGUGGCAGCGAAGGAUAUGCUUCUUUAGAUGAUAGUAACAAGUUCAUUUUAACAAUAAAACAAAUUCGUAGAAUACAGUACGAGUAACAGA